Panicum hallii is the source of this 3106-nucleotide messenger RNA. RefSeq lists its product as uncharacterized. The record is from RefSeq and is a predicted model, not a curated record. Gene Ontology annotation, molecular function: RNA polymerase I core promoter sequence-specific DNA binding. Gene Ontology annotation, cellular component: fibrillar center. Gene Ontology annotation, biological process: transcription by RNA polymerase I. NCBI's taxonomy places the organism in Eukaryota, Viridiplantae, Streptophyta, Magnoliopsida, Poales, Poaceae. The transcript has a single exon. Bases 260 to 2887 code for a protein of 875 amino acids.
GCGCCGCCGGCCGCCGCCGCCAGGCCACCAUCACAGAACAAAAAAAAAACACAAAAACCUCUCCAGCGAGGCGCCGGCUCCCACGAUUUCCUCACCCAAAAACCUUCCCGCCGACCAGGCCGGCUCCCUGCUCCACCUCCCGCUCCAGCGCGUGGCGGCCGCCGCCCCUCUCCACUCGACCCGCUCCCGCUCCAGCCGCGCCGCCGAUUCCCUCCCGCGCCUGCGCGGGCGGGCCCCGCUCGCCGCGCCCCUGCCCUCCAUGAACCUCUCGGAGGACUGGCGCUUCCUCUUCCCGGUCUCUGCCGUGUUCGCGGCGCCUUCCGCUGCUCCGCUGCCCGCCGCCGCCGCCUCCCGCGGACCGCUCCACUUCUCCCCUCUCCCGCCUCGCGCCCCGCUGCUCUCCCUCCCCUACCCCAUCCUGCCGCUGCGCUCCUCCACCCACCGCCUGGACCGCCACCUCCGCUCGUUUGUCCGGGGCACCUCCUUCCUCCCGCGCUCCGACCUCGACUCCCUCUCUGAGACACUCCUCCCGCAGCCGUCUCCGCCCUCCUCGCCUCCGUCCAAUCUGAUCGCCGUCCUCCGCCGCCCCCGCAUCUCCUCGUGCUCUCUUAUCCUCUUCUUCCCCUACGCCGAGAAUGCGGAGCAUGUUGCCUUUGUUACUCUGGAUGCCACCACGGCCACGGGUUCCACGCCCGUCUCGCCGGUCGUUCAGAGGGUUGGGUUCAUGCACCCGGGUCAACGCAUCCAGCAGCUUGCUACCGCUGUUAAUGAGCCGUCCUGGCCGUCAGAGCCGGAAGACAGCCUUGAGGGGUUCCUGCUUGCCGUGACAAUGCACUCCCUGAAUUGGUUCAGGGUUGAGUCACGGGGUUUGGGUACUCCGGCCCUAGUGCCAGCUGCCAAGCAGGGGUUCGACUCUGUCAUCGUGCAUGCUUGCUGGAGCAGGCAUUUGCCGUCUGAAUGUAUUGUUUUGCUCGAGAGUGGGGAGUUGUGCUGGUUCAAUCUGGAUACGCGGCAUGGUGGAAAAAUGAAAAUUGAUUUUGGCAGCAAGGAUGACUGUGGGGACUGGCUAAGCUGUGACUAUGGGACUCAACCAUGGAUGGUAAUCGUUGCGAGUUCAAAAUCCAUUCUUUUGAUUGACUUGAGAUUUGGGGACUGUGGUGAGUGCAAGGUUUUGGCAAGAGUUGGGAUGCCAGGACUGUUUGAAACUGACCCUUUUGCUAGGGUGGAUCAGUAUCUUGCAUUCUGCAGGGCUGGGUUUGAUCAUUUCCAUUUCUCAGUGGUGACAAAGCGUUAUUUGAUUCUCCUUGAUGUGAGACAGCCGCUGACACCUGUGUUGGCAUGGCAACAUGAGCUUGAGAGCCCUAACGAUGUUGCUAUGUUUCGGCUUUCUGAAUUGAGACCUUCCAAGGAACAUGAGUGGGCAUCGAAUUCUGGUUUUGCUAUUUUGGUUGGUUCGUUCUGGACAGGCGAGCUCAGUGUGUUCUGUUAUGGACCUAAGGAGCAAGGCUGUCCUGAGAAUUCUCACCUGUAUGCUUGGGAUCUUCCAUCACGGUUUUCUCUGACAAAUCAGCACUGCAGCUGCAGCAAGGGAAUAGUGAAAGAUUUAUUCUCAAGGCCUGUUUCAAGAGAUGGCUAUGCUUCCCAACCAAGUAAGAACCCCACUGUUGGCUACUAUGUGCUUCCACACGACCUCUUGGUGUCGGAGCCAUCAUUUCCUGGCUUUGCUUUGAUUUGUCUGAAAGCAUCGGGGAAGUUAGAAAUGCAAAGGUACCGUGCAUCAGCAUCGCAUGAUGAUACCCCAUGUGAUGAAUCACAACAUACAGCCAGGACUAGUAAGUCAUCUAUAUUUCCUGACACUCCGUGUGAAGAUUUCCCCUUGAGAUAUAGUUUAAUGAAGUUGCAUUUCCUAUCUAAAUAUCUGGAAGGGAAUCUGUGCAAUGCAUUGGUGAAGCAUGAUUCUGGUGUCAAUAAACAGAUGGGCCAAAUUAUUGUUAGUGAAGCUGUGUCAGAAUAUGCAGAAGAUAACUCUAGUUCAUCUUCUCGAUCAGUUUCAGAUUUUCUAUGCAAUGCUAGUAUCCCUAUGAACAUUUUUGAAAUUGCAUGCCAGAGAAUAUUGAACAGCCUACCAUCAAAUAUCCUUCAUGUUACCUUCUCGAAAUACAAGGACAUGCUAGCAUGCAGCACAGAGAAAACCGUAGGUGAACAUUUAGAUGUUCCUACCUGUUUGGCACACGAUAAACUUCGACCUUUCCUGUUGGCAAAACCUUCAAGCGUAAGUUACUAUCUGACUAGCAAGGUACAAUCUCCAAAUGCACUUGUUGGUCCAGUACUGCCCGUACAUGUUCUACUUGCAAUGGAAGAGAUAAACAAGGGUAUAGAAAGCUUUUCUGAAGGAGCAAAUUUAGAAACCGACUCUGUAAGCGAUCAAUGUAGAGAAGUUCUUGAAGCCUUAGAUCCUGUAAUAUCAAUUGCUGACACGCACAACUUUGAUGCUUUACAAGGGUUGAAUCACGAGAAGCCCUAUUUUAGUUAUGAGCCUCAGAUUGAACAUACAUUCACCCUAGAUGGAAAUGCUGGAAAGGAGAAAGAAGAUCGGAAGCUAGACAAUCCGUUAUAUACAUCUGCAACACCAUAUCAGGAUAAAAUCUUUACAACAUUUGUAUGUGGAAAAGCCAAAGUUCCUGAUUCUGAACCUGAACAAGCUGCAACUUGUUUGUUUGAUUUCGGCCCACUGAGGAUGGACUUUGAUACCCCAGACAUGGAAAUUCAGUCUGAUGAGGAAAAAGUGUACAAAUGCUUGAGGAAACAAUUUGUAACAUGGCAAAACAAUUUCAAGCCAUACCAAGAUUUUUGUAGCUCUCAUAAAAUACAAAGGCUAAGGCAAUAGGCCCUUCCGUGCUUCAUGCAGUUUUAGCAGGGCUUGUAGAUUUAGACAUAUAGUUGACCUUUUCUUUUUGGAGGGAAAGAGCGGACUAAGAACUAUAUGCUCAGGUGUGUCGCCAGAUGUACAUACGCAUAACCUGCUUAGGAGAAAUGUUGUCUUCAGUUUGUGUUGUACUGCUAUGCUUCUGUCAUACUACUAUAUAUGUAUAGCAGUUGUCACUGA